AUGAACUACAAUCAGUUCCCAGAGUUCGAAGCAUACCAACAACACUGGAAUUCCACCACCGAUUCGCAUACUACCAUCACCACUGUCAUCCUAGGUGCUAUCAUAGCGUUAUACGCCCUUUUCAAGACAUUUGAUUUUUUAGGUUAUCCAGUCUCGCUUUGGGUAUACCGCUUCCUACAAAUGGCUACCGACGUGUUACGCCUGCGUGGCUCGUCGUUCGGUUCGACGUCUUCCGAGUCGACCGAUGACGAGACAAUGCAGCAUGGAGGCAUGCUGGGAAGCCUCUUCGCGCUGAGCCCGGGGGGCCUGAUACAGAAAGGAGUACGCGGUGUCGCGAACGCCCUCUCCAUAGGCCCCAGCGAAGUGCCUCCUGGCUUGGGCAAUAUCAGCAAUUCUUGCUACCAGAAUAGUGUCAUCCAGGGCCUUGCCUCCCUUCCUUCAUUACGCGACCAUCUCGCCAAGAUCAUGUCCGAAAAUCCCUCGCUCACACCCGAAAGCACAAACGGUGCACUCUUCGAAAUCAUCACCAAGCUCAACAACCCAGAGAACAAGGGCCAGCAUUUCUGGAUUCGCGGAAAACUAAAGUCGAUGAGCACUUUUGAACAACAGGACGCGCAGGAGUAUUUUAGCAAAAUUUUGGAUGCGCUGGAUGAGGAGAUUAAGAAGACUGCCAGUAGUAAGCGGCGAUCCUCUGUCUCCUGGCUUGAAGUUACGAAGAGCCUUAGUAACUCACCAGAUCCAGUCGGGGACGAGAAAGCCGGAGCAAAAGACGAGGCGUCACCCGAACACAUCCCAUCGAACCCACUCGAGGGCCGCCUAGCCCAGCGCGUCGGCUGCACAUCUUGUGGCUACUCAGAAGGCCUUACGCUCAUCCCGUUCAACUGCAUCACCGUAUCGCUUGGCAAGAACAACGGCUACGACAUUAGGGAUUGUCUUGACGAGUACACUACACUGGAGUUUAUUGAUGGUGUGGAAUGCGCAAAGUGCACGCUGCUUAAGCUGCAGAAGACGCUGACUCCUCUUGUUACUGCCAAGCCCGAAUCGCCACUGAAAGCACGUCUGGACGCUGUACAAGAAGCACUGGAAAAGGAGGAUUUUGAGGAUAAGACACUUCUUAAGACGCUCAAUGUGCCCAAGAAGAACUGGGUACAGAGCACAAAGUCCAAGCAGGCGGUUGUAGCACGUGCUCCGCAAUCAUUGGUACUCCACGUCAACCGCAGCAGUUUCAACGAGUACACUGGGAUGCCAUACAAGAAUACUGCUGGUGUUACAUACCCGACUGUACUAGACCUGGGGAACUGGUGCUUGGGUGGCGUGCCAAAGGACUCGGAACAGGCCGCUGCGUCAGAGGAAGAGUGGCCACGGGAUCCCAAGGAAUCUAUGCUAGCCAAGGGGGAACCAAUGUCAGAUUCGCCAUUCCAGUACCAGUUGCGCGCUGCCGUCACGCAUUACGGCUCGCAUGGCAACGGUCACUAUGUCUGUUAUCGUUCGCACCCGAAGCCUGCGCCCAAGACCGAGGUUCAAGAGGAUACUGAAGCUGCAGCAGAGGAAGAUGAGAAUGUUGAAGAUGCUCAGGAAAAUGAGUCACAGCAAGCGGUCACUGAGCCGCAGUCGGAGCAGUGGUGGCGAUUCAGUGAUGACAGCGUCUACGCCGUCUCGGAGCAGGAAGCGCAUCAGGGUAACGUCUUUAUGCUCUUCUAUGAGCGUAUCGAUGAUUCAACUUCUUCCACGGACCAGACUGCAGCCGUGUCUGCUUCGACAGCCCAAGAUGCCUCGCUGCCAGCAGUUGGCGUUGCGCCGUCCACUCCAACAUCCGCGGAUGAUGAAGCCAUUACCAUUGCUCUACCAGAAGAAGAUGAAGCCGAUGAUCUGCUCGACCUGAGCCCCUCGGAACCUACCCCAGAGCUCCCCAAACCCGAUCUCGAACUCCUUGCAACCCAGCAGCCCGAAGCCGCAGAGCCCAUGCAUCCAUCAUCACCACCACUCGUCGACACCCCAACCCCCACAUCCCCCUCCACCUCUACCUCCCUCGAAACAACCCCCGAACCAGAGACGGAAGCCAGCUCCGACGCAGAUUCCACAACCGCACCCUCCACCCUCCUCACCUCAGACAACGAGUCUGAAAUCGAAACGGACAAAGAGGCCGCUCCCCUCCUCCCCGAACCAAUCGUCGCUACAGCACCAACCGUCUCGCCAAACAUGAUGCGUACGGCCGGCAACAAGAAAAGCCGCAAACAGGGCAAUAGCAAUAACCGCCGUGGUCUGCCACUUGUGUCUGCGACAUAG
Pyrenophora tritici-repentis Pt-1C-BFP is the source of this 2286-nucleotide messenger RNA. The record is from RefSeq and is a predicted model, not a curated record. Lineage: Eukaryota; Fungi; Ascomycota; Dothideomycetes; Pleosporales; Pleosporaceae.